AUGUUGAACGAUUCUGUUUUCGUGUUUUGGUUGACAUUUUUUCAUCAUGUCAUGCCUCACAUGAACAUCUUGUUCAACCAGUUGCAGAAGAGAAAAACCGAGCUAGCGCAAGUUAAAACGGCUAUCGAUAAUUUUGAAAAAUGUAUUGUCGAUGUGAGAAAUAAAAUUGAUGACAUAAUAAAUGAAGCCAAAAGUAUUUGCACUGAACCCCAAGGCAACAAAGGAGACGACGUAGUAAUAGCAGUCACGAUCACCGAGUUGCCGCAUUAG
Molecule: messenger RNA, 270 nt
Organism: Acanthoscelides obtectus
Lineage: Eukaryota; Metazoa; Arthropoda; Insecta; Coleoptera; Chrysomelidae
Source: the annotation of a GenBank genome assembly